AUUAAUUUACAAAUAUAGUGCAUGUAGUUCAUAUGUGUUCGGGUAACAUCAUACUCAUGCAAUAUUCACGGAACCUUUACGACGUGAAGCGCUCAGUUCCUUCCGGACUAAUAACAAAAACGGACUUCCUGUGGCUAUUCUGUCGUUGCUAAAGGAUAUUGUAUUACAUACCAAAGAAUUUCAACGGAUGAUGGCCUCCUGUCUUUCUCCUUGCGUUCCUACUGCUCUGACUUCUUUUCUCUCUACAAUACUUCCGCCUGGCUUUGCUGUGGGGCCUUCAAUAUCCUGUAAGGGAAGACUUGGACUGUGGUGGGUUGGUCGAGUUCUGCAGGUUGGAGACCUGCUGGGGAGGGAAGGGGACCCAGAAUGGAUACACAAGUUGCAGACUGGACGACUUGCUCCUCAAGACCUUAUCACAAGAAUGGAAUCCAUAACAGACAGCACCAAGGAAGAGAGGGCACCUACGCAAAUAGCAGAGGACAAUGCUGUUCCGGUGCGUGACGCUGUCUGGAUCAGUUUUGCCUGCCAGGUGGAAAGCAAAGCUUCGCAGAAUGUAGCAGUGCAAUGCACGUGUGCAGAGAUAUGUGUGGGCAUGUGUGUGAGUAUGCGUUUGCGUGUGUGUCAUGAGAUCCAGCCAGGAACUGAACUCUUGUUAGGUGGUGAAAUUGAGGGGGGAAAUGAUGCAAGAGACAGAUUUGAUGCACAGAACAUCUCUGAAGGAGAACAAAGAGAUUACCCAGUGGAACAAUUUAUGGAUCCAGAAAUGGCUGUGCCCAACUCACAGACCACUCAGGAAAAACAAAUAAAUGACCGGAGAGAUGAAGAGGAAGAAGAAAACAAGGAACCUUAUCAACUCUCACUUGGUCCUAAGGAAGGCAGACUGGAGGGAAGUAGCACAGCUUUUACCACUACUGCUAAAGGAGCCAAUAGUGUCAGGACAAAGUUGAACUCAACAGACAGGCAGAGAACCUUAGGUGGCCCAGCUCCCUCUGUCCGCUGUAGCUCUCGCCUGGCUGCUAAACCACGACAAGUUCAUUGUCAGACCAGCCAAGGAAAACAACUCACAAGUCAAACACACCCAGACAGACAUAUAGACAGGCAGGAGAGUUUCACAUUGGUUACAAAGUCCUCUGCGGAAGCAGCGGUUUCCAUGGCAACAUCACAUUCUGAUUCCGUGCCUGUGAGAGCAGCAAAUGCAACAGUUGAAGCUUCUAUUUGGUGCCCAGAGGUGAAAGAGAAGCGUUACAGGUAUUCCAGCUGUGGAAAGAAGUUUGAUCAGAUUGCCCACUUAAGGAAACAUCAGUUUAGUCGCACAAAGACGAAAGCCUUCACCUGUAAGGAAUGUGGCAAAAAGUGUACCUCUGCAGAGGCCUCUAAGGCCCAUCAGUUGAGCCACCAUCGGGAGUGUCUUUUUUCCUGUCCUCACUGUGACAAGACGUUUGGCCUAAAGCAGGACCUCCAUGAGCACUUGGUCAUCCACACAGAAGGGAAGCCAUAUGUGUGUGAGCGCUGUAGCAAAGCAUUUGGGCAUCGAUCCUCGCUGCGAAAUCACCGUCUCCUUCACUGCAGAUUGAUUUACCCCCAGCCUCCAAAGUUGCAGUGUACUAUAUGUCCCAAACUGCUAGCAAACUCUGGUUCUCUGAGGAAUCACAUGAAACUCCACACAGAAGAGAAACCUCACAUCUGCCAGUACUGUGGAAAAAGUUUCAAUCAAAAAGGGAACCUUGAUAGCCAUUUGAGAAUUCACAAUGGAGAGAGACCAUAUCCCUGCCCUGAAUGUGACCAAAGAUUUGCUCAGAAGCCUGAACUUCGCCGCCACAGCCUUUCCCACACUGGAGGCGUGUUCCUCUGUAGUUACUGUGGAAAAUCAUUAAGGGACCCACAUACCCUCAAAUACCACGAAAGACUGCAUACUGGUGACCGGCCCCAUUGUUGCCCGAUUUGUGAAAAAGGCUACACUAUGGCAACAAAGCUGAGGAGGCACAUCAAAUCUUCUCACGUGACAGAAAAGCCUCACAGCUGCCACUGCGGUGCGUCCUACACUCUGAGACAAAGUCUUUUGAGGCAUCAAGCACAGCACCAUUCACAGGAGGAACUCAAGGCAGGACUAAGACAGAAGGCCAAACCAACUAUACACAAAGUAAACUCUUGCCACUCAAGGCCAGUCAAAGGCCGACCUAAGAAAGGGUCCAAGGAUGAAAAGGUUCAGAGAAGAGGACAAGGAAAGGGAGAAGAAAGUGGAACAGGAACAAUUUUAAGGACAUCAGAGACUUCACCUCGGGAGGAUGAAAAGCCUUCAAAUGACACCCAACACUCCGUUGUAUUCGUUCACACUGACGCUACAGCUACACCAGGCUGCGGCCCUCUGCUGCUCACCUCAGAUGACUUGCUUUCGAGAACGGGACAGGAGCUGGUUGAAGUGGUUAUAUCAGGCGAUGCAGACCAGUGCAUUGUGGUCCAGGAGCAGCAGGCAGUCGGAGAUCUGAUGAUCGUACAAGAGGAGGAGCUCUGCUCUGUGGCCCAGACAGUUGAGAUAAACACUGUGUUGCUUUAACUCGUAUUCAUUAUCGGUUGAACAAUCUUCAUUGGACACAAAAUGCAUUUGAUUGAAUAAAUUAAUGUGUUUACAUUUGA
Syngnathus acus (greater pipefish) is the source of this 2634-nucleotide messenger RNA. RefSeq names its product zinc finger protein 408 (gene znf408). The transcript has 9 exons. The record is from RefSeq and is a predicted model, not a curated record. Lineage: Eukaryota; Metazoa; Chordata; Actinopteri; Syngnathiformes; Syngnathidae. Gene Ontology annotation, cellular component: chromosome. Gene Ontology annotation, molecular function: chromatin insulator sequence binding. Bases 188 to 2554 code for a protein of 788 amino acids. Gene Ontology annotation, biological process: regulation of transcription by RNA polymerase II.